This is a messenger RNA of Penicillium odoratum, 2763 nucleotides long. It is a transcript of the gene hmt1, whose product is annotated as putative vacuolar ABC heavy metal transporter (Hmt1). The record is from RefSeq and is a predicted model, not a curated record. The transcript has 3 exons. Lineage: Eukaryota; Fungi; Ascomycota; Eurotiomycetes; Eurotiales; Aspergillaceae. Gene Ontology annotation, cellular component: membrane. Gene Ontology annotation, molecular function: ATP binding; ATP hydrolysis activity; ABC-type transporter activity. The coding region runs from base 1 to 2763 and encodes 920 amino acids. Gene Ontology annotation, biological process: transmembrane transport.
AUGGAUCCCCACGCAGCUUUAGAGCUGCUGGAUUACCUGCGAACAUGUUACCCGGUCUUCCUUAUGAUCCUCUUCAUCGUGGCAUUCAUCGCCAACACCGUUGCCAACGCCAAAAAGGCCAACCAGACUGAAUCCCCUCGAAUGGGACCUGGUGGACGCCAGCUGCCCCAGAGAUCGCGCAGCUCCGGCAUCCACAAGACGCAGGGGUUCUCGGAGAACGUCAAGCGGGUCUUCAACUGGCUUUCGGCUGCUGUGCUUCUGACCUUCCUUGCAGACGCGACGAUCUACAUCCUCCAUGUGAUAAUAGCAAGGUCCGAACAUUGGUGGCGUGGUCAGUCGGUCGUGGUCUACAUUGUCGGCUCUUUUUUCGUUUACGCAGUUUUGCUCAUUUCAUUACUGGAUACCACCCCAUCGCCGACACUCGCUCAAUUCGUCUGCUGGUCAGUUGCCAUCCCGAUCGAAUUGGUUAUUCUUAGCACCUCCCUGUUCAUUUACACCUCCGUCCACCAUGAACCCGUCGUAGGAGACCCAGAGGGUGGUCGGAUUCGCCGAAGCAUCACAGUAUGGGAGUCUUUGGAGGUGGCCUCGAAUGCCGUUCGAAUCCUAAUUCUGUUCGCCUUGGUCGUCCUAUAUGCCAGCAAGUCGAUUAGCUGCAAGCAGCAUGACAAGCGCGGACGGUCCAGUGGGGAAGCCACGGAGUCGACUGGCUUGCUGGACGCAUCAAACGCGGAGAAUGGUGCGGCCAAUGGCAAUGGCAAUGGUCCUACAUACGGGUCAACAAAUGGAAAUGGAAAUGGAAAUGGACACCCCGAGCCGUCAAAGCCGCAAGACAAAUGGGUCCGUCCCACAACCAUCCCCUCGACUAGCUGGUGGGAGUAUCUGAGUGGCUACUCGCUCUUCUUCCCUUACUUGUGGCCUUCCAAGUCCCGCCGGCUCCAGAUUGUCGUGGUGGCUUGUUUCCUCAUACUUAUCGCCCAACGAGUCAUCAACGUGAUGGUGCCCAUCCAGGUCGGAAAUGUCACAAAGGCCUUGUCUGAUGACGAAGGCCAGUUUCGUGUUCCAUGGUUUGAAAUCUUUAUGUAUGUCGUGUAUAGAUGGCUGCAGGGUGGUCAGGGCUUGCUGGGCUCCCUGCGCUCUAGCCUCUGGAUCCCCGUGAGCCAGUACUCUUAUAUGGAGCUUUCCACGGCUGCCUUUGAGCAUGUGCAUGGACUCAGCUUGGACUUCCAUUUGGGUAAGAAGACCGGUGAGGUGCUCUCGGCACUGAGCAAGGGUAGCUCGAUCAACACAUUUUUGGAGCAGGUGACCUUCCAGGUCGUCCCCAUGUUGGUUGAUCUGGGAGUCGCGGUUGGCUACUUCCUUAUUUUCUUCGAUGUAUACUACGCCCUUGUUGUUGGUAUCUCCACCUUUGGUUAUCUCUACGUGACUAUUCGCAUGGCCCAGUGGAGAGCGGAGAUCAGAAGACAGAUGGUCAAUGCUUCACGUCAAGAAGAUGCUGUCAAGAAUGACUCCAUGGUCUCAUAUGAGACAGUCAAGUACUUUAAUGCAGAACAGUACGAAUUCGACCGCUACCGUGAUGCUGUCGGCACAUUCCAAAAGGCCGAGUAUCACGUUCUUUUCUCUCUCACUCUGCUCAACACCUGCCAGAACACGGUCUUCAUGAUGGGCCUGUUGACAACUUGCUUCAUCGCUGCGUACCAGGUCUCCACCGGCCAGCGUCCUGUCAGUCAAUUUGUAUCUUUGUUGACCUAUAUGGCGCAGCUUCAGGGCCCGCUGAACUUUUUCGGCACCUUCUACCGCUCUAUUCAGUCUGCGCUCAUUAAUGCGGAACGUAUGCUGGAAUUGUUCCGAGAGCAGCCCACGGUGGUCGAUAGCCCCCGUGCUGUUCCCUUAGCUAUGUGCAAGGGUGAUCUUCGCUUCCAGAAUGUGGAGUUCUCAUAUGACUCUCGGAAGCCAGCCUUGAACGGACUCACAUUCCACUGCGAACCUGGCACAACCACUGCUUUGGUCGGAGAGUCGGGUGGAGGCAAGUCUACGGUCUUCCGACUCCUCUUCCGGUUCUACAAUGCCGAGAAGGGCUGUCUUCGUAUAGAUGGUCAUGACGUGCAAGACGUCACCAUUGACUCCCUGCGUAAGCAUAUAGGUGUCGUGCCGCAGGACACUGUGCUUUUCAAUGAGACAUUGAUGUAUAAUCUGAAAUAUGCCAACCAGGACGCCACGGAUGAAGAGGUGUACGAGGCUUGCCGGGCCGCCAGCAUUCAUGAUAAGAUACUGGCUUUCCCAGACGGCUACGCUACAAAGGUUGGCGAGCGUGGUCUGCGCCUCAGUGGUGGUGAGAAGCAACGUGUGGCCAUUGCUCGCACUAUCCUUAAGAACCCUCGCAUUAUUCUCCUGGAUGAAGCCACGGCUGCGCUCGAUACUGACACGGAGGAGCACAUCCAGACAGCCCUUUCCACUCUUUCUCACGGCCGUACUAUGCUCGUGAUUGCUCACCGACUCAGCACUAUCACCACUGCAGACCGCAUUUUGGUCUUGCAAAAUGGUCAAGUCGCCGAGAGCGGUACCCACGAAGAGCUUCUUGCGAUGAAGGGUCGCUACGCCGGCAUGUGGCGAAAGCAGAUCCGGGCCCAAAAGGCAGCGGCCGAGGCCCAGGUUCUUCAAGACCGGGCGGAGCGGCUUCGCAACGCUGCCACAAACAGCGAUGAUAGCUCUAGUCAAUCGGACGAGGAUCGCAAUGGCACCGGUACCCCCCGCCCGGCCAAAUGA